AUGGAUAUUCCUACAGACACCAGUCUCCCUGUGAAUUUAUAUCACUCGUCCAUUCAUGACUAUGUCUCCAACCCCUCAAACUGCAGCCUCCCUGAAGUGCAUGAUGUGCCAUCACCCCAUUCACUACUUGCUGAUUCCUCUCUUUGCUUGAUGAUGAAAGAGAUCCCUGAAAGCACAGACCUCUUGGAUGCGCUCUUAGAGCUGAAGAAGGAGAGCCAAGCAAUGCAGCCAGAGGACCCCAAAAAAUUGAAAGACUCAUUAGCAUUCCUCAUUCAGCCACUGGAGCUGCUGUCGGUUCUUAUUGGUAUACUAUGGCUUUGGGGAGAGUGUACUUUAGAUUUACAAUUUUGGCUGUGGACCGAGAAUGGAAAUGCCUGGUUGGGAACCAAGGGUGGGAGUGCCUGGUUAGGGACCGAGGAUGGGAGUACCUGGUUAGGGACCAAGGAUGGGAGUGUCUGGCUGGGGACCAAGGAUGGGAGUGUCUAG
Molecule: messenger RNA, 486 nt
Organism: Suillus subaureus
Lineage: Eukaryota; Fungi; Basidiomycota; Agaricomycetes; Boletales; Suillaceae
Exons: 1
Coding region: 1-486 (161 amino acids)
Source: RefSeq, a predicted model, not a curated record